Molecule: messenger RNA, 297 nt
Organism: Paramecium sonneborni
Lineage: Eukaryota; Ciliophora; Oligohymenophorea; Peniculida; Parameciidae
Source: the annotation of a GenBank genome assembly
AUGUAAAUUGNGUGCAUUUUAUUGAGUCAUACAUUUAGAGAAGAAAAUUAAAAUUGGUCUGCUUGUUAAAAGAUAAUUUAUAAUAUGUAAUUUUUGGGAAAACUUAGAGCUUUAGAAAUAGAAAAAAUAAACGAUAAAUAAUAAUAAUAGCUUUAAUAUAUCCAUUCUAUCUCAGAAGAACAAGGUUAAAGAGUAUCAUUUGUUUGUUAAUGUUUUUAUAAAUGCAUUAAGACCAUUGUAGAAAUUCGAGAAUCUUAGUAUUACAAAGUAAAGAGAUAAAUACAAUUAAUUGAGUGA